Molecule: messenger RNA, 2542 nt
Organism: Monomorium pharaonis (pharaoh ant)
Lineage: Eukaryota; Metazoa; Arthropoda; Insecta; Hymenoptera; Formicidae
Exons: 1
Coding region: 33-2486 (817 amino acids)
Biological process (GO): DNA replication
Molecular function (GO): nucleotide binding; DNA-directed DNA polymerase activity; DNA binding
Source: RefSeq, a predicted model, not a curated record
GGCUGCAAUCACACACUGUAGACUGUCAAAAGAUGAAUGAUUGUACCAUCAUAUUGCCGGCGGAAAAGGACAAGUGGUUAACUUUCCGCAACGUAAACUACAAGGAGCGAGUACCCUUCAUCGUCUACGCUGACCUGGAAUGCGUACUGCGGAAGACACAACCUGAUACGGAGCCGAUGACAUAUGCCUAUCAACAACAUGAGGUAUUCAGCAUUGGAUACUACGUGCGAUGCUCGUAUGACGACGCGUUAUCCGUAUACCGGUUUUGUCGCGAUAAAGAUUGUAUCACAUGGUUCGCCAAACAACUCGAAGAAUUGGCACAUCGAGUUAAAUGUAUUUUAUCCGCUAAUGUUCCCAUGAAAACGUUAUCAAAAGAGCAAUUGGAGGCAUACCGUAGCGCGACACAGUGUCAUAUCUGUGAAAAACCGUUUGCGCCGGAUGAUACACGGGUGCGUGAUCAUUGCCAUCUGACCGGUCGUUACCGCGGUCCCGCGCAUUCUUCUUGCAACUUAAAUUAUCAAAAUGUAUCGUACAUACCGGUAGUCUUCCAUAAUUUAUCCGGAUACGAUUCGCAUUUUAUUAUUAAGGAAAUAGCGACAAUAUUUAAAGGAAAAAUUGACUUGUUACCCGUCACAAAAGAAAAGUACAUUUCAUUCACAAAGCGUGUUAUAAGUACCGCGGAUAAAUUAGACCCGCAAAAUCAUAUAAAGCUACGGUUUAUAGACUCCUACAAAUUUUUAAAUACUAGUCUUGAAAAAUUGGUAUCAUUUUUAGAUAAAGAAAAAUUAAAAAUUGUACGUUCAAAAUUUUCACACUUGUCCGAUGAGGAUUUCGAUUUACUGACACGAAAGGGUAUAUUUCCGUACGAGUACGUGGAUUGCGUGGAUAAGCUGCAGAACACAUGUUUACCACCGCGCGAAUCAUUUUUCAGUUCCCUGACCGAUAACACAGUAUCUGAAAGCGAUUACGCGCACGCCGUUAAUGUCUGGCAUCGGUUCUCCAUCCAAACUAUGGGUGAAUACAGCGAUUUGUAUUUAAAAACAGAUGUUCUAUUAUUAGCCGACGUUUUUGAAAAUUUCCGCGAUAAAUGUAUCGAAAGUUACGGUCUCGAUCCAGCGCAUUAUUACACUCUCCCCGGAUACACGUGGGAUGCGAUGUUAAAAUAUACUAAUAUCACUUUUGAAUUGCUUACUGACAUAGACAUGGUAAUGUUCAUCGAGCGCGGUAUACGCGGUGGCUUAAGUCAAUGUUCCGGCAGAUACGCGCAGGCUAAUAACAGAUACAUGCAAACGUAUGAUCCAUUGAAACCAUCGUCAUACCUUAUGUAUUUUGACGUUAAUAACUUGUACGGCUGGGCAAUGUGUCAACCGUUACCAUACACCGAAUUUCAAUGGAUCGAGGACGUUUCGAAUUUCAACGUAAACGCAAUCGCUUCGGAUUCACCCACAGGAUAUAUUCUUGAGGUCGAUCUCGAGUAUCCUCGAGACCUUCACGAUGCACACAGCGACCUACCCUUCUGCCCGACGCGCGAUAAACCACCCGGCAAGCGUGAAAAUAAACUUUUAGCAACCUUAUAUGAAAAGAAACGUUACGUCAUCCACUACCGAAACCUGCAGCAGUGCACGCGUCACGGUCUUCGUAUCGCAGAGAUACACCGCGUGUUAAAAUUCGCACAAUCUCCAUGGCUCUGCAAAUACAUAGAGUUAAACACGCAAUUCCGAAUCCGUGCAAAAAAUGAUUUUGAAAAAAAUUUGUAUAAAUUGAUGAAUAAUGCAGUAUUCGGAAAAACCAUGGAGAAUGUGCGUAAUCAUGUAGACGUUAAAUUAUUGACGAAAUGGAAGGGUCAGUAUGGUGUGGAGGCAAUGAUUGCGAAACCCAAUUUUCACAGUCGAAGUAUUUUUGCCGAAAAUUUAAUUGCUAUCGAACUCAAAAAACUUCAGGUGAAAUUCUACAAACCGAUCUACGUAGGCAUGUGUAUCUUAGAUAUUUCUAAAACGUGUCUAUAUGAAUUUCACCAUGAAUACAUGCUACCGCUGUACAAAAACAAAUGUAAAGUUAUGUACACCGACACCGACAGUCUCAUAUACCACGUCGAGUGUGAGGAUAUUUACAAGACAAUGAAACGCGAUAUCGCUAAGUUUGACACAAGCGAUUAUCCCGUCGACAACGCGUACGGUAUGCCUCUCGCGAAUAAGAAAGUGCCUGGUUUAAUGAAAGACGAGAACAAUGGUGCAAUAAUGACCGAGUUCGUUGGACUUAGGGCAAAGAUGUACGCAUUGAAGGUGGAUGGAAAGAACGAUACUAAAAAGGCGAAAGGUGUAAAAUGUAGUGUCGUGGCGCGUACUAUUACAUUUGAUGAUUACACACGCUGUUUAAGAGAUGAGAUCGAGAUGACGCGUCGCCAGUCAUGCAUAAGAUCUGUAUUACACGAUGUAUAUACAAUAUCCGAAACGAAAAUUGCUCUAAGUCCGUACGACGACAAAUAAUAUCUUAUACCUGAUUCGGUCGAGACAUUGCCGUGGGGGCAUUAUCGGAUACCUUU